Molecule: messenger RNA, 3138 nt
Organism: Miniopterus natalensis
Lineage: Eukaryota; Metazoa; Chordata; Mammalia; Chiroptera; Miniopteridae
Source: RefSeq, a predicted model, not a curated record
GGGUUGCUGGAGCCACCCCGAGAUGCGGCCCGCCUCCCAGGGCCUCCAUUUCCUGCUGCUCUUCACGAAGAUGCUUUUUAUCUUUAACUUCUUGUUUUCCCCACUUCCAACCCCCGUACUGAUCUGCAUCCUGACUGUCGGAGCUGCCAUCUUCCUGUGGCUCAUCAACAGACCUCACCCAGCCGUGCCUGUCAUCGAUCUCAACAACCAGUCAGUGGGAAUUGAGGGAGGAGCACGGAAGAAUGCUCGCCAGAAGAACAAUGACUUGCUAAGCUACUACUUCUCAGAUGCCAAGACGAUGUAUGAAGUUUUCAAAAGAGGACUUGCUGUGUCUGACAAUGGGCCUUGCUUGGGAUACAGAAAACCAAACCAGCCCUACAGAUGGCUGUCCUACAAACAGGUGUCUGAUCGAGCAGAGUACCUGGGCUCCUGUCUCUUGCAUAAAGGAUAUAAGCCAUCACAAGACCAAUUUGUUGGCAUCUUUGCUCAGAAUCGGCCCGAGUGGAUCAUCUCUGAGCUAGCUUGCUACACGUACUCCAUGGUAGCCGUCCCCCUGUAUGAUACCUUGGGAGCAGAAGCCGUCAUAUACAUUAUCAACAAGGCUGAUAUUGCCAUGGUGAUCUGUGAUACACCCAAAAAGGCAUCGGUCCUGCUAGAAAAUGUGGAGAAGGGCCUCACUCCAGGCCUGAGACUGAUCAUCCUCAUGGACCCCUUUGAGGAUGACCUGAGGCAAAGAGGGGAACAGAAAGGAGUUGAGAUCUUAUCCUUCUAUGAUGCUGAGAAUAUAGGCAAAGAGAAUUUCAAAAAACCUGUGCCUCCUGAACCGGAAGACCUGGGUAUCAUCUGCUUCACCAGUGGGACCACAGGUGACCCCAAAGGAGCCAUGAUAACCCAUCAAAAUGUGGUUUCAAACGCUGCAGCUUUUCUCAAAUGCGUGGAGGACACCUUUGCGCCCACCCCUGAGGAUGUGAGCAUAUCCUACCUCCCCCUGGCUCAUAUGUUUGAGAGGGUUGUACAGGUUGUCACGUACUCUUGUGGAGCCAGAGUCGGGUUCUUCCAGGGAGAUAUUCGGCUGCUGCCCGAUGACAUGAAGACCCUGCAGCCCACAAUGUUCCCCGUGGUGCCUCGGCUCCUCAACAGGAUCUACGAUAAGGUUCAAAAUGAAGCCAAAACACCCUUGAAGAAGUUCUUGUUGAACUUGGCUAUUUCCAGUAAAUUCGGUGAAGUGAAAAGGGGUAUCAUCAGACGCAACAGUCUGUGGGACAAGCUCAUCUUUGCAAAGAUCCAGAACAACCUGGGUGGAAAGGUUCGCAUUAUGGUCACUGGAGCUGCCCCCAUCUCCUCUCCAGUCUUGGAGUUCCUCCGGGCGGCAAUGGGAUGUCCGGUGUUUGAAGCUUAUGGUCAAACAGAAUGCACUGCUGGCUGCACAUUUACAUCCCCUGGGGACUGGAGACCAGGCCAUGUUGGAGUCCCCCUCGCUUGCAAUCAUGUGAAGCUGGAAGAUGUACCAGACAUGAACUACUUCUCAGUGAAUGGUGAAGGAGAGAUCUGCAUCAAGGGUGUCAACGUGUUCAAAGGAUACUUGAAGGACCCCGAGAAGACAGCUGAAGCCCUGGACAAAGAUGGCUGGCUUCACACGGGAGACAUUGGUCGCUGGCUCCCGGACGGAACUCUGAAGAUCACUGACCGUAAAAAGAACAUUUUCAAGCUGGCCCAAGGAGAAUACAUCGCUCCAGAGAAGAUAGAAAACGUCUACCACAGAAGUAGACCGGUGCUGCAAAUUUUUGUGCAUGGGGAAAGCUUACGGUCAUCCUUGGUAGCCGUGGUGGUUCCUGAUGCAGAAGUGCUUUCCUCAUUCGCAGCCAAACUUGGGGUUAAGGGCUCCUUUGAAGAGCUGUGCCAAAACCAAACUGUGAAGGAAGCCAUUUUAGAAGACUUGCAGAAAAUUGGGAAAGAAGGCGGCCUUAAAUCCUUCGAACAGGUCAAAAGCAUCUACAUCCAUCCAGAGCCGUUUUCCAUUGAAAAUGGGCUCCUGACGCCGACAUUGAAAGCAAAGCGGGGCGAGCUUUCCAAGUACUUUCAGGCCCAAAUCAACAGCCUGUAUGAGAACAUCCAGGAGUAGGGUCAGGUACUGGCGGCUACACAGGCCUCGGAGUAGCCCGCCUUGUGGGAAUAUGAAUUAAAAGCUAACCUUAUGUUCUUUCUUUUUGUCUUUUCUCCUGCCUGUUGUUCUACCUACUAAAUUAUAACUAUAGUUUGGGGACUUAAAAAAAAAUACCGAGAGACGUGUAACACGGAAGCUUAGCUCUGGACUAAAUAAACCUCCUUCCCAUCAUAAAUGUUGCUGACAUUUAGGUUUUCGGGCUGCUUUUACCAACAUACCUCUCUUCAAGGUCCGCUCGUAUUUUGUCUCUUCCUCAUGAUCUCCAACCUGUGUAAGUGACCACUAGCUCAAGAGCCAAAGCGGCCCUUUGUGACUUCUUUCUUGUUGUUUUCCAGUAAAACUGACCUUGUCAAAGGUCCCAACUCUUAGGCUUUCCCGUGUUCAAGUUAAGAGCCGUUUAAGUCCUGAAAAGCUGUUUCUGAUUCCUGUUUUCUAACUACUCCACAAAAUCUUCGCAACCUUGGGCCAGGCCUUAACCUAUCACUGCUCUUAAUCACACCUGAGAGACAGAUUCCUUCCAUGUACUUACGUGUACGCUGAUGUCUGUGUGCACAAUCCUGAAGAUUCCCUAGCCUCUCUAGUCUGUCUGACUCAGGAGAAUGAAAAAUUGGGCCUGUGACAUGUUGUCCGGAAAGAAUGUUCAAGUGUUAUCUGCAGGGACACUGCUGCUGAGGACAUCUGUCCCCCACAGUUUGCUGCUAAGCUGGAAGCUGUGGGGGAAGGAGCUGAAACAAUGUCAAGUGCACUUUCCAGUAAACAAAGCAAAGCAUUGAGGGAAAACCUCGUGAACUGAGAACAAAGACCUAUGGGGCAGCCUGACCCUGCCCAACAUGCUUAUCUUCUGGGAAGAAGCCGACUGACCUUUUCUACCGUGACCUCCACUUCCCACUAUGGUUCCCCCCCCUCCGGCAAUGCGUGUCGCUUCGGCUUGUAAAUGUAACGCUUUUAAAAUAAUAAAGUAUUGCGGAUACUUA